ACAACUGCGGUCCUACACCUAUUAUCUCACAGCUAUUGCCCUGCUGCACUUUCAUACGCUGUCGGUCUCUUUUAAACAAGUACUCGGCCAUUUUUCGCGACUUCAGUUCCCUCUCUCUGCAAACCGUUGUGUUUUUAGAUUUUGCAUCGAGUGAAUUUUCCGGGACAGACCGUAGCAGGCGGUACUGAGUGGGCCAUGGCCUUCCUUGGGAGCACGGUUCGGCGGGUGGUGUCGGCAGUGCGGCCUCCUCUCUCUCCCUUGUGCCGGACAAGCGCUCGGUCCUACAGCUCAGAGCCCACCACGGAAAAAAGUGUCCCUUAUGAAAAGACACUCAAACAAAAUGAAGGAACCUCGUCUGGACCCACUAAACCUUUACCCAGGUCAGCAGAUGUGGUGGUGAUCGGAGGAGGCAGUCUGGGCUGUCAGACCAUCUACCACUUGGCUAAAAUGGGGCUGACCAACGCAGUUCUGCUGGAGAGGGACAGACUGACUGCUGGCACCACCUGGCACACUGCAGGCCUGCUGUGGCAGCUCCGUCCCAGUGAUGUCGAGGUAGAGCUCUUGGCCCACACCAGAAAUGUGAUCAGCAAAGACCUGGAAGAGGAGACAGGCCUCCACACAGGCUGGAUCCAGAAUGGAGGACUCUUCAUUGCUUCCAACAAGCAGAGGCUGGAUGAGUACAAGCGCCUCAUGUCGCUGGGUAAAGUUUACGGUAUCGAGUCCCAUGUCCUGUCACCUGCGGAGACCAAAGACCUGUAUCCUCUGAUGAACAUCGAUGAUCUUUAUGGAACCUUGUACGUACCAAAAGACGGCACCAUGGACCCAGCAGGCACCUGCACCACGCUGACCAGAGCUGCCUCCGCCAGGGGAGCCACGGUGAUCGAGAACUGCCCUGUGACUGGUAUCCAAGUGCGGACAGAUGACUUUGGCAUGAAGAGGGUGAAGGCAGUGGAGACCCCUCAUGGGACCAUUGAGACGCCUUGUGUUGUGAACUGUGCAGGUGUGUGGGCCACCAAGCUGGGGGAAAUGGCUGGAGUCAAGGUGCCUCUUAUCGCCAUGCAUCAUGCCUAUGUGGUGACAGAGAGAAUUGAAGGCAUACAGAACAUGCCAAACGUCCGGGACCACGAUGCCUCAGUGUACCUGCGGCUCCAAGGUGACGCCCUAUCUGUGGGUGGUUACGAAGCCAACCCCAUCUUCUGGGAUGAGGUGUCUGAUAAGUUUGCCUUCAGCCUGUUUGACCUGGACUGGGAUGUAUUCAUGCAACAUAUCGAGGGGGCAAUCAACAGAGUUCCUGUCCUGGAGCAGACUGGCAUCAAGUCUACUGUGUGUGGACCAGAAUCAUUCACAGCCGACCAUAAACCGCUGAUGGGAGAAGCCCCAGAGGUCAGAGGUUUCUUCCUGGGCUGCGGCUUUAACAGUGCUGGCAUGAUGAUGGGAGGUGGCUGUGGUAGAGAGCUGGCUCACUGGAUCAUACAUGGCCGCCCUGAGAAGGAUAUGUACGGCUAUGACAUCAGGCGUUUCCAUCACUCACUGACAGACAAUGCAAAAUGGAUCAGAGAGAGAAGCCACGAGUCGUAUGCUAAAAACUACUCUGUGGUGUUCCCCUUUGAUGAGCCGCUGGCCAGCCGAAACAUGAGGAAGGACCCGUUCCAUCAGGUGCUGACGGAGCAGGGCUGUGUGUUCCAGGAGAGACAUGGCUGGGAGAGACCUGGCUGGUUCAACAAAGACGGGCCCGCCCCUGUUAAAGACUACGAUUACUAUGGAGCGUAUGACAUUAAGAAGAAUAUGAACUACAAAUACAACGAAUUGCUGGGAAAAGAGUACACCUUUGACUUCCCUCCACAUCAUGACGUGAUAAAGAGUGAGUGCCUCUCAUGUAGACACGGUGUGGCAGUGUUUGACAUGUCCUACUUUGGAAAGUUCUAUCUCACUGGACCAGAUGCCAAGAAGGCGGCUGAUUGGCUGUUCACUGCUGAUGUCAACAAGAAGCCAGGCUCCACUGUGUAUACCUGCAUGCUGAAUAAGAGAGGAGGGGCUGAGGCUGACCUGACAGUGAGCAGACUGGAGCCCGGUGCUGCCAACCUGCCCCUGGCACCGCAGUCCAAUGGGGAUGCAUACUACCUGGCCAUCGGAGGCGGUGUAGCAGAACACAACUGGAACCACAUCAGAACAACUCUUCAGGACCGAGGCUUCCACUGCCAGCUGACAGACCACUCUGAGGACAUGGGGAUGAUCAGCAUCCAGGGACCCAAGAGUCGAGAAGUGCUUCAAGAAGUGUUGGACACAGACCUGAGCAACGAAGCUUUCCCCUUCUCUACCCAUAAAGUUUGUAACGCAGCAGGGCAUCAGGUGCGAGCGAUGCGUCUGUCAUUUGUCGGAGAGCUCGGCUGGGAGUUGCACAUUCCCAAAGAUUCUUGCCUUCCAGUCUACCAGGCUGUCAUGGCUGCUGGUGCAAAACACGGCAUCAUCAACUCAGGCUACAGAGCCAUCGACUCACUCAGCAUAGAGAAAGGCUACAGACAUUGGCACGCUGACCUUCGCCCAGAUGACACCCCCUUGGAGUCGGGGCUCGGCUUCACUUGCAAACUGAAGAGCUCGAUUCCGUUCCAGGGCCGUGAUAGGCUGGAGAAACAGAAGGAGGAGGGGCUGAGGAGGCGCAUCGUCUGCUUCACCAUUGAUGAGAAAGUACCGAUGUUCGGUCUGGAGGCCAUUUUCCGUAAUGGCAUCCCUGUGGGUCAUAUACGGCGUUCUGACUAUGGCUUCUUUAUCGACAAAACUAUUGGUUAUGGAUAUAUCCGCAAUCCUGAUGGAGGAGUGGUGAGCGCCGAUUUCAUAAAGAGCGGCGAGUUCACCCUGGAGAGGAUGGGAGUGGCAUUCAAGGCCAAGGCCCACCUCAAAUCUCCAUUUGACCCUGAGAAUAAACGCGUCAAGGGCAUUUAUGCUUGAGAAGGACCACACAUGAAAACUGAAGAAAACACACGCUCUGGCUGGAGAAUCAGGCUGUAUGAGGUGCAGUUGUAAAUUGUUUUACAUGCAGAUGCAGCUGUUCUAGUCUUAAUCUCCUUGUAAAAAACUAUGCAUCUUGAAACUGACAAUUUUAUAAAGAUUAUAUCUGUGAUUUGAUGGAACUGUGAGGGAUGAGAUGUAACUUUUGUAGAUGGCCCAAAAUCUAUAUCGAGACAUAAAAGAGCUGAUUUUAAUCUGGUAUGAAUGAUUUGUUGUGGAGCUCUGAGUUAAACACUGUGCUCCUGUGAAUGCUCUCAUGUGAAUAGUGUAAUUAUGAAGACAAAUUCAAGAGGUAUCUUAUUAUCUGCAGUAAUCAAAUUAGAGUUACCAGUACACCUGGGUAAACUGGAAAAAAAGACACAUUUGUGUUCCAGCUAUCUUUGAAUAAGCCUGCGCUUUUCCUCGAUUAGUUUUAAAGAACUCAAAUAACAGCACAUGAUCAGUCUUUAGUUUUAGAAAUAGAAAUUAAACUUAACAACCGUUGCUCUUUUUUAAACAAUCAGCAGUCAGAUAAAGCUAAUUUAGGAUGUCGAAGCCUUAACACUUGAUAACUCAGGAAGUCUAAUCUUUUUGAAGAGCUAGCAGCUAUAACAGCAGUAAACAUUAGGGUUAAUAUAAUAACCAUGUUUAUAGGUAUGAUGGCAAUGUGUUAUAUAAAGCACAGACAGCAAAUUAUGAUGAUAAGGGCUAACAACAAUUACAGAUGCAUGUGUGUGAGAAGUAAAUAUCCUAAAUUCUCAAUUAGUGGGCAGAGCCUUUGUGUACAAAUGCUCAAGAUAAAAACUACUGCAUGUCUUAGGCUGAUAAUAGAGUCAAGCAAUUAAUUCUAAUUUCAUCUUUAUUAGGGCUGCUGGAACUUAAUAUUUGACUAUUUGUAUAUG
Plectropomus leopardus (leopard coralgrouper) is the source of this 3887-nucleotide messenger RNA. RefSeq names its product sarcosine dehydrogenase (gene sardh). The record is from RefSeq and is a predicted model, not a curated record. Gene Ontology annotation, molecular function: protein binding. Gene Ontology annotation, cellular component: mitochondrion. NCBI's taxonomy places the organism in Eukaryota, Metazoa, Chordata, Actinopteri, Perciformes, Serranidae.